Hypomesus transpacificus is the source of this 3279-nucleotide messenger RNA. RefSeq names its product protocadherin 17 (gene pcdh17). Gene Ontology annotation, biological process: homophilic cell-cell adhesion. Gene Ontology annotation, cellular component: plasma membrane. Lineage: Eukaryota; Metazoa; Chordata; Actinopteri; Osmeriformes; Osmeridae. Gene Ontology annotation, molecular function: calcium ion binding. Bases 1 to 3279 code for a protein of 1092 amino acids. The transcript is spliced from 4 exons. The record is from RefSeq and is a predicted model, not a curated record.
AUGCGUCUUUCUGUCAUAUUUUUCCUUCUCUUGUGGGCUAAAGCCCUAACAUUGAAAAAUCUAAAUUAUUCUGUCCCGGAAGAGCAAGGACCUGGCACUGUAAUAGGUAACAUAGCCAAGGAUGCCGGAUAUGGACCGAUGGAAAGGGGGAAAAAAUCUAACUUUAGGAUAUUGGAGAAUUCCGCUCCACAUCUGGUAGAUGUGGACCCGGAGAGUGGGCUGCUCUUCACUAAACAACGGAUUGACAGGGAGACGUUGUGCAGGCGAAACCCCAAAUGUCAGCUCUCAAUGGAAGUGUUUGCCAACGACAAGGAAAUAUGCAUGAUCAAGAUGGAUAUUGAGGACAUCAACGACAAUUCACCAAGUUUUCCUUCAGAUCACAUCAAUAUUGAUAUUUCAGAAAAUGCAGCAGCUGGCACGCGCUUUCCCCUAACGAUAGCGCACGACUCAGAUUCUGGGGAAAACGGGAUUAAGACUUAUCAGGUCACAAGAGAUGAUUACAAUACAUUUUCUUUGGAUUUGAAAAUUAGAGGAGAUGGGACUAUAUAUCCAGAACUCGUCGUUCAGAGACCAUUAGACAGGGAGGACCAGAGUCAUCACACACUCCUUUUGACUGCUAUUGAUGGAGGGGAAUAUCCAAGAUCAGGGUCCAUGCAAAUAAAUGUGAGAGUUACUGAUUCAAAUGAUAACAGCCCAGUCUUUGAAAAACCCUCCUAUGUCCUGGAGAUCCCUGAAAACUCACCACCUGGAAAAAUAUUGAUAGAUUUAAAUGCAACAGACCAAGACGAAGGGAGCAAUGGACAGGUGGUCUAUUCCUUCAGUGGGUAUGCAUCAGAGCGAAUGCAGGAGUUGUUCUCCAUUGACCCCAACACUGGUGUCAUAAAGAUUCAAGGAGAAAUAGACUAUGAGGAGAACCCAAUUAUUGAAUUUGAUGUGCAGGCUAAGGACCUCGGGCCAAACCCCAUUCCUGGCCAUUGUAAAAUCACUGUCAAAGUACUGGACAAGAAUGAUAACUGGCCAAUUAUAAGUUUUGUGUCUGUCCGUCAGGGAGCCAUCAGCGAAGCAGCCCCUCCAGAGUCUGUCAUUGCUCUGGUGAGAGUCACAGACAAAGACUCUGGGAGGAAUGGUCAACUCCAGUGCCGAGUGCUGGGCAAUGUACCCUUCAGACUGCAAGAAAACAAUGAUAAUUUUUACACACUUCUAACUGAUAGACCACUGGACAGGGAAAUGAAAGAUGAAUAUAACGUUACAAUAGUGGCCAGGGACAAUGGAAUACCUUCCUUAAAUUACACAAAAUCCUUUACGGUCAAAAUAUUGGAUGAAAAUGACAAUGCUCCUCGUUUUACCAAGACAGUAUAUGUGCUUCAGGUGCCAGAGAACAACAUCCCAGGGGAGUAUUUAGGUUCCGUUCUGGCACAUGAUCCAGACAUAGGUAGAAAUGGAACUGUGUCUUACUCCAUCUUGCCUUCACAUAUUGUGGAUGUGUCAGUGUAUACCUAUGUGUCCGUCAACCCUACCAAUGGAGCCAUAUAUGCCUCAAGAUCUUUCAACUACGAGCAAACAAAGUUCUUUGAGUUCAAAGUUCAAGCUAAAGAUGCAGGGUCUCCUCACAUGGAGAGCACCGCCACAGUCAGGGUCAGCGUCCUCGACGUCAACGACAAUCUCCCAGUAAUCACACUACCCCUCCUUCAAAACGACACGGCUGAAAUCGUCGUCCCCCGAAACGUGGGCAUGGGCUACAUCGUGACCACGGUCAAAGCCAUGGACCAUGACCACGGGGAGAGUGGACGCCUGGCCUACGAGAUCUGGGAAGGCAACGAGGAGAACCUGUUUGAGAUUGACACCGUGUCUGGGGAGAUUAGAACAACCAAUCCAGUGUGGGAGGCGGUGACCACCUUGGUGGAGCUGGUUGUGAAGGUAACAGACCAUGGCAAGCCUCCCCUGUCUGCUGUGGCUAAGUUGAUCAUUAGGGCCAACCCGGGGGCCAUAGCAGCAGGGGACUCAGGGGCCAGCAGAGAGCCACAACCCUGGGACAUGUCCCUGCCCCUCAUAGUUACCCUGUGCAUCAUCUCUGUCAUGCUGCUGGCCGUCAUGACCGCCAUCGCUGUCAAGUCCAAACAUCAGGAUAAGGAGGCCGGGAAUUACAACUGCCGCGUGGCAGAGUUCGCCAACCCUCCGACGGGCAAGGGGAAGAAGAAGAGGAUCAACAAGAGUGACAUCAUGCUGGUGCAGAGCGAGAUGGAGGAGAGGGACUCAUUGAGCAGGAUGAACGUGGUGAGCAGUCCCUCCCUCAUCACCUCGCCCAUCUGCUUUGAUUACCAGAGCCCCUUGCCCCUCACUCUGCCCAGAUCGGAGGUCCUGUACCUGAAGACCACCCCGAACAGCCUGACUGUCCCUCGGGCUGGAUGCCACUCGAGCUUUGCUGGACUCAGCACAGAAACUCCCGGGAGCAGGAUGUCAGUGAUACAGACAGAUAAUUUUCCCUCCGAGCCCAAUUAUGUAGGCAGCAGGCAGCCUUUUGUUCCAAGCUCCACAUUUAAGGAUGCAGAGCGAGCAAGCCUCCGAGACAGUGGCCAUGGUGAUAGUGACCAGGCUGAUAGUGACCAGGAUACUAAUAAAGGCUCACACUGCGACACGUCUGCCAGGGAGGCCCUCAAGAUGAAAGCAACAGCAGUUAAUGGCCAGCCUCUCGAACAGGGGCAAGACAAAUCAGUCCACUGCACAGAUGAAUGUCUUGCACUGGGACAUUCUGACAGCUGUUGGAUGCCAAAGUUACGGGUAGGAAGCCAAGCAGACAGCGCCGAUAAUCGCACCAACCUUUUCAUCCCUGUGGGAAUGGAGGCCAUGGUGGAGACAGAGAUUUAUGGCACCAUCAACCGCAGCGGCAGAAAAACCCUCAGCACGUUUGGGAAAGAACAGCGGGACAGUACCAUCCUCGUGGCCAAUGUCAAGCCCUACUUUAAAACCCAGCGUGCUCUCAGCCCCCCUCUGCAGGAGAGCCCUUCUGCGUCCACUAGCCCCUUGAAGAUGAGCACCCCCCUGGACUCUCCCAGCAAGGAGCCCGGAGAGGGGAGGGAGGGGGGCUCGGACAGCAGUGCCUACGGACCGCCGGAUGGCCAGUGUUCCCCGCCGCACACAGAACUGGAGGAGCCCUCCUACCUGACCUGCCAGGUCCUCAGGCCCAAGUCUCUGUCCAGCAGCCUUAUCCACAGCUCUGUCAUCAGCCAGGAGUGUGGCGCCAUGGAGUACGUUUUCGACCAGCGGGACUCUGCCAACUGA